GCUGAUGGUAAUUUAAUUCGUCGGUAAGGUAGAUCUCUGCAAUUCCUCCGCAGAGUUGGACGAUUCGCGAUGCGUAAUGACGCGCGCCGUAGCUGAAUCGAGUUAAAGAUAUACGAUCGACUCUUCAUCUGGCGUGUAGUACUUUUAAUCUUGUUACUCAUUUCAUCUAUAAUUUCCCUUGUGGGAUAUAUCAAAUUCGGAUUAGUGGAGGCUGUUAGGCCAGUCCGGAUAUCCAGCUGGGUUCUCUAAGCGUUAUUUAAGGAUCUCUUCAGUUUUUUUCUGCUGAGAAACAUGAAGACAUUCAAUAUAUGUAAGACUUAAUUUACAAAUGUAACAUUUAUCUUUACAUAUAGAAUCUUUAACUUAUUUAUUUGCAUAGUAAGAAAAAAAAGAACAAUGUUCUGCAGUAUAAGAAAUUGUAUGCCGGCUAUGGUGAGGCGUAUUUCGUUAUUUCGUCAAAAUAAUAAACGGUAUGAAAUAAAUAAUAAUAACGAGUUUGUGAACAAAGUGAUGAAUGGCAACGUGCCAGUUAUAGUUAAUUUUCACGCAGAAUGGUGCAAUCCUUGUAAGAUAUUAACACCCAAGUUAAUAGAACUUAUAGAGCCUAUGGACAAGAUAGAUUUGGCUAUAGUCGAUGUAGAAGAGAAUCCCGAGUUGGUGCACGUCUUCGAAGUGAAAGCUGUACCUGCAGUGAUAGCAAUUUCAAAUGGCUUAGUUGUAGAUAAAUUUAUCGGUUUAGUUAACAACGAGAUAAUAGAGAAUUUAAUACAGAAACUAACGCAUGAAGGACCAAUUAAUACAGAAAGUAACGAUACCAAGUCGUAAUCAUGGUAACAUAAUAAAUUAUGUAAAAAACACAUUUUACGCUUCCAUUUCUCUCUAUUGAUUAAAUGUAUUUUCAUACUUGUAGAGAGAAUGUAACAUUUUAAGCUAUUUCGUCCAAGAAUUAUGGCCUUUUUUAUCUAAUCAUGCUCAGAUAAGCAAUAGGUAAAAAUUUUAGAUAUAUAUUUAUGUUGUAAAAGGCAAUAUAUAUAUAUAUAAACUUAAUGACGAAACUAAUAUAUAUGUAACACUCAUAAAUCUAUUGAUGUCCAGAUUAUAUAUUAUAUCGAAAUAUUUGUAUUAUAUAUAAAUAUUCUAUGAUACAGAGAGCUUGUUCAACAGCCUAUAUUCUUGAAUCGACCAAAAAUAUAUUAGAGAUUCUCUUGAAAUGUUUAAAACAAAUAAUAAAAGAAAUCCUAGAUUCUAGAAAAAUUAUUAUAGAAACUAUUGUGAAAAAAAACUAUGAACUUGUAUGAAACUUGUGAUAUAUGUCUUUUUAGACACGACUUUUCGAUAUUCUCGAGAUAGCUGUUCGUAUCUUCAACACUCAACAUUUAUAUAUAUAUUAUAAAUGAUAUAUACAUUUCAUAGAAAUCAUCUGACGAGUCAAACUGAUAACGAAUUAUAUGCAAUGAUGAUAAAUUUUCAAAGUGAUUCGCAAACUGCGUUGACGUAUAACGAUACAUAUUUUUAAAAUACGUUUCAUACACAUAUUUUUCUGAUGUAACUUAAUUUCAUUUUUAAUAACAUAAUAAUAAUGAUUUUGAUUGAUGUUCAACAGAUUUAUAUGCUAAUUUCUUAAAUUGUACAAAAUGUGUAUAUUAAUUUCAGUAAAUUGUUUAAAAGAUUAGAGGACAGUUACUUCAGCGACUAAAUCAAGCAUGUAUCUUUGUGGCAGUGCAAUCGAGAUAAAUCAUUAUCUAAUCAGAUUUCAAUAUUUCUCGUUUAUUAUUGAUCUUUGUGUACAAUCAGUGUGUACGAAAGUACUGUCCAUUAAAGAUAUAAUAGGCCAGAGA
Molecule: messenger RNA, 1838 nt
Organism: Pogonomyrmex barbatus (red harvester ant)
Lineage: Eukaryota; Metazoa; Arthropoda; Insecta; Hymenoptera; Formicidae
Product: thioredoxin, mitochondrial
Biological process (GO): cell redox homeostasis
Cellular component (GO): mitochondrion
Source: RefSeq, a predicted model, not a curated record